This is a messenger RNA of Trichogramma pretiosum, 5333 nucleotides long. RefSeq names its product AP-1 complex subunit gamma-1 (gene AP-1gamma). Gene Ontology annotation, biological process: receptor-mediated endocytosis; intracellular protein transport; Golgi to vacuole transport. Gene Ontology annotation, molecular function: clathrin-cargo adaptor activity. Gene Ontology annotation, cellular component: membrane coat; AP-1 adaptor complex; Golgi apparatus. The record is from RefSeq and is a predicted model, not a curated record. Bases 760 to 3384 code for a protein of 874 amino acids. NCBI's taxonomy places the organism in Eukaryota, Metazoa, Arthropoda, Insecta, Hymenoptera, Trichogrammatidae. The transcript is spliced from 15 exons.
UGCUUGUAAUGAAGUAAAUCGACGCUACUAGUCGAUGAUCUUCCUCGAUACACGUCGGUAAUUAAUCAACAAUUAUCGUCGCCGCUGCGCCUCUCUUGCGUCCGCGAAUCUUUGUUAAUGAAUGCGCCUGUUGUACUGUGCCGAAAUUGCAGGUGGCUGUUGUGCUCGUGCUAACAUAUCUCUUCUUGCGGCUAUAUCUGCACACUGUAUACACUUUUAGCAUAUGAUCGUUCAUUUCGCUAAGAACUGAACGCUCGUUAUAUAUAAGUCGCUAUACCCUGCCCAAGAACUUACAACAAAUAGGUUCUUCGUGUGAGUGUGAGCGAUGUUUGCAUAGUGAGACAGUAAUAGUAUGUCAGUGCAUUCCUACAUUUCUUCAUACGUCCUCUUGUAUACUCUAUCCACAAAGUUUCGAUUGUGUGACUAUUCUUUUACGAUUUUUUCCAACCUGUAAUCAACAUAGCAGAUACAUUUCAAUUAUCUAACAAGUUUCGAAAUUUUAUUCUGUGUAGCCUCUGAAAGUCUCGGUUUCUCUCUCUUAUUUUUAUUUUGCGCGACCUAUCUUUCAACAUUUAUCUCGCGAGCGUGGCACAUUUUGACACAGCUGUGAAAAUGAUGGGUGACACUAGUAUUACUAGCAGACCUAAUACUAAUGGAUAAGAUCCAAGUGCCAGAUUUUUUUGCAGUUAUUAACAGCAAGUUGAAUUGUAUUGCUUGUCUUUGCAACUGUGGCUGCAUUUUACUGACAGCUGAUUCAUAAUGAAUGCCUCAGAACAUGGAUUUAACCCUGCCUUUAAUAUGGCCUCCAUUAAACAAGCCAUCAAUGAAGCGGUGGAAAGAGUUUCAACAGUGAGAAUGCCAGCACCUACUCGCUUGAGGGACCUAAUAAGACAAAUAAGAGCUGCAAGAACUGCUGCAGAAGAAAGAACGGUUGUCAACAAGGAGUGUGCAUAUAUCAGAUCCACUUUUAGAGAAGAAGAUAGUGUUUGGAGAUGUCGAAAUAUUGCCAAAUUAUUAUACAUUCACAUGUUAGGGUAUCCUGCACAUUUUGGACAGUUGGAAUGUUUAAAGUUGAUUGCAUCUCCAAGGUUUACAGAUAAACGUAUUGGAUACUUGGGUGCCAUGCUCCUUUUGGAUGAAAGACAAGACGUUCAUUUAUUAAUAACUAAUUGUUUAAAAAAUGACUUGAAUAGCACUACUCAGUUCGUAAUAGGCUUGGCAUUAUGUACUCUUGGAGCUAUCGCUUCUCCUGAAAUGGCUAGAGAUCUUGCUGCUGAAGUUGAGAGAUUGAUGAAAUCUCCUAAUGCCUAUAUUAGAAAAAAAGCUGCUCUAUGUGCAUUUAGAAUUAUCAGAAGAGUUCCAGAAUUAAUGGAAAUGUUUUUACCAGCCACCAGAAGUUUGUUGACUGAAAAAAAUCAUGGAGUUUUGAUUACUGGUGUAACUCUCAUCACUGAAAUGUGUGAAAAUAGCGUGGAUACAUUGAAUCAUUUUAAAAAGAUUGUGCCAAAUCUUGUAAGGAUUUUGAAAAACCUCAUACUUGCCGGUUAUUCACCAGAACAUGAUGUGUCUGGUGUAUCUGAUCCAUUCUUGCAAGUAAAAAUUUUACGUCUCUUGCGAAUUUUGGGACGUAACGAUGUUGAUGCAUCAGAAGCUAUGAACGAUAUUCUUGCACAAGUGGCUACAAAUACGGAAACAAGUAAAAAUGUUGGCAACACAAUUUUAUACGAAACUGUUCUUUCAAUCAUGGAUAUUAAGUCAGAAAGCGGUUUACGUGUAUUGGCUGUUAAUAUUUUGGGUCGAUUUUUAUUGAACAAUGAUAAAAACAUCCGCUAUGUUGCCUUGAAUACUCUUUUAAAAACAGUAUAUGUUGAUACAAAUGCAGUGCAAAGACAUCGGACAACUAUUUUGGACUGUUUGAAAGAUCCUGAUGUAUCCAUUCGACGCCGCGCUAUGGAACUUAGCUUUGCUUUAACUAAUUCUAACAAUAUAAGAGCGAUGAUAAAAGAACUUUUACUUUUCUUGGAGCGAGCUGAUCCCGAAUUCAAAGCUCAAUGUAGCAGUAACAUUGUUAUGUCUGCUGAACGUUUUGCUCCAAAUAAACGUUGGCAUCUCGAAACUUUAUUCAAAGUUUUAGUUGCGGCUGGAAAUUAUGUUAGAGACGACGUUGUUGCUUGUACAAUACAACUAAUUUCAGAAACACAAUCACAACAAGUUUAUGCAGUUAGUGCUCUUUGGCGUGCUCUAGAAGAAGAUACUUACGAUAAGCAACCACUGACCCAAGUAGCUACUUGGUGUAUUGGAGAAUAUGGUGACUUAAUGCUGUAUGGUCCUCAUCCCGAUGAUGCUGAUGCUCCUGUUAAUCUUACUGAAGAAGAAGUUAUUGAUGUUUAUCACAAGCUUUUGUGGAGUCAACAAAAUAGUGUAGUAACGAAACAGUAUGCCUUGUUAUCUCUCACAAAAUUGAGUACACGAUUCCAGCGUGGAAACGAUGAGACACUUCCAUUUUACAGGAAAAUACGACAGAUUAUUGAUACAUUUGGUAGCAACUUAAAUAUUGAAUUACAACAACGAGGAAUUGAAUUUUCUCAAUUAUUUCGAAAAUACGACCAUUUACGACCCGCAUUGCUAGAGAGAAUGCCACCCAUGGAAACAGCAAAGCCUCAAGCAAAUGGAAUUAUUGGCGUGGUCAAUGGUGAUUCCGAAGUAGAAGAAGAAAAAACUCUGAAUGUUGAACCUAUAAAUACUGUUCCGCAAUCAGACUCAAGUGCUCUUCUGGAUUUAUUAGGUGGUACUGAUUUAAGUUCACCAACAACAGUACCAACAGUAAUUUCUACUACCACACCUGUUUCCACUUCAAACAACAAUGACCUUUUAGAUUUACUUGGAGGUUUGGAUUUGACAGCUACUGCACCAGUAUUGACAAUACCACAACAACAGUCUCCUCCGCAAUUAUUUAGUCCUGCUAAUUCAAACUUUUUAGUAGAUGGUUUACUUAAUUCCUCAUCCACACCAAUUUCAACUGUUCCAGACUCUCCUAGUAUGACAGUAUUUGACAAACAAGGACUGAAAAUAACAUUCAAAUUGCAAAGAACUCUAGAUAAUCCGGACUUAUUAGUGAUUAAUAUGGCUGCAUUAAAUUCAAGUUCUUCGCAAAUUAAUGAUUUUCUAUUUCAAGCUGCUGUUCCGAAAACAUUCCAGUUGCACAUGUUGUCUCCAUCGGGAACUUCACUACCGCCUUUUGGACAAGUAACGCAAAUAUUGAAAGUAAACAAUAUCAAUAAGGCGGCCUUGAGGAUGCGACUUCGCAUAUCAUAUACUGGAGUUUCAGGGCCCAUUUUGGAACAAGCUGAAGUAAACAAUUUUCCAACCAUAACGGUGCAAUGACAGCACAUGAUACAAAAACCAAUUGUAUAUACGCCUGCCUAAAUUUUUAAGCGCGUCUUGUAUAAAUCGAUAAAACCAACCAAUUUGAUUUCUCAUUACAUAUUACAAUCGCCGACUUAUUUAUAUAUAUAUAUAUAUAAUAUAUGAAAGAAGAAACAUAAAAAAUUGCACACAUAAGCAAAUGUAUAUGUGUACAUACUAAGGAAUCUGGUGUAAACAUUAGGCCGAGCUAUUUCGUACUCAAUGCUGAACGUAAUAUUUUAAUUAGACGGUUGCCUGUGUGCGGAAUGAACUAUUCAAUGAAAAUUUGCAUGAAGCCGAUUACUUUUUAAAAGUUUUAAUUGUAUAUAUAUUAUGCCUGCAAGUGAACUCUUAUUUUACGCAAAAAAUUUGAUGAUUGCAUUAUUUUACUUAGUUUGCUCACCAUGAUUAUUCCUCAUGUUCACGUUGCAUUCCAUUUUUUGAUAUUACCUGUUAGCUAAAAAAUUAAUUCACGGAAUUUAUGUGUCUAGAGAAUUUUAUUGUUGUGUAAAAUCACAUUUGUCAAACUCCCAAAUAGUUUUUCUUAUUGUUCAAGUUAUUUUUCAUAAAAAGCUUAAUCAAACAAGAUGCUCGUUGUUGGAAGAAAAAAACGAAAAAUCCAAAAUUUCUCAAUGCAUAGUAAAUUUUUUACUAGAAUCCUUUUUUUUUACUUUUUGAUUCAUUAUUAGAGGUGUGCGUGCGAGUACUCGAAAAAAACCUCGAGUACUCGAGUUUUAUCGAUCAUUCAAGAAUUUUCGAGUAUUCGUCAUGUUUUUGGAUUUUUGCUAAUUAAAUGAUACAUUGUCAAAACUAUGAAUAUCCCCGUGGCAUAUGCAUGUUCCGAAGUGUUAUGUACUCGGAGUGCUCGUAUUUUUGUAUGUAUCGACGCUCUUUAUGAAAAAUGACACGUUUAUAUGUUAAUUUAAAUAGAAAAAUGUCAAUGCUGCGAGUAACUAACACUCAGGAGCAUGCACAUGCAACGAGGAUAUUCAUUGGUUUGUUAAUAUUUACUUAGCUGAAACUCAAAAAUAUGACGAGUACUCGAAAAAUCGAGUUCAAUCGAAUCGAGCUUUUUCGAGUACUCACACACCUAUAUUAAUUGUCAAUAAGGUUAAACUUGCUUAAUUUUUAUAAAAAUUCAACAUUUUUUUCAAAAUUCAGAUAUCAUUACACUAGAUAUUGGAUACUUACAUAAAUUUUCAUUGAACAAAACUUAACUUCACUAAUCUUUUGCACAUUUCAUCUAAUUUGUCAAUUUUUGCGGUAAAUUUAUUCAUUAAAAUAAAUUAACAUACAUCAAUUUUUUGUUAUGCGAUAAAAAUUAUCCUUAGUUAUAGACCUUGAUGAAUUCGAUAAUUGACAUAUUUUGAGAUCAAAAGAAUCUGUAACAUUUAUAUACUUUAACACAACUUAAAUUUUUUUUUAAUGUUAUUGAGGAACUCUUUACUUUUAAUGAAUUCUAUUUGCUAAAAAAAAUAAUAUAAAUGUUGUCCCAUAUGUGCAAUUUUGAACUUAGUAUGAUUUUUAUAUUGUGCAUAGGAAUUAGAAUUUUGAAGAUAAAAUUAAUGCAAUUGUUGGCCAGGGAACAAAUGUGUAAUGGAAUGUAUUUUGUUGAAUCAUGGGGUGCUAAAAAUAAAAAAAAAAUUAUUUAAAGAUUUGGAUGCAAAAAAUUGAUUGAAAAGAGUAAUAGUUUAUAAAUUCUAUUCUUUAACUUGUGUUAUUAAUAUCACAAAUAUGUUUAUAAUUUUAAUCAUAAUUUGAUGUUAUAAAACAAUUUACUCUGUUUUAGAAUUUUUUGUUUUCUAAUAACAUUUUAAUCUGAAAAUUAGUAAUUGUAUUUAUUGUAUACAGUAAUAAAACAACUGAUUUCUCUGUGAUAAGAUACACACAUUUUUAAGACAAUAUAUUAUCAUACUAUAUAAAAGACA